CAAUGGAGACUAAACCUAUGGAGUUUCUUCGACGCGUAUCGGAUUAUUCGAAAAGGGAUAUAGGAUUUGAAAACAAUUAUCUCAACGGAAUCUUGGGUAUUUUUGGAUACUGGGCCAAGCACAAGAAUCCUGUGUUCCACUUGUCUGGAGUGCUAAUCUUUCUCCAACAAUGCGAAGUUGACGAAGGAGUUGGACAUGUCGUAAAAACGUAUACCGAUAUUCUGAUGACCGGGAUGACCUGGACGGUAAAAAGGGGGAAGCAGCGUCGAAACACAAGAUUCGUUUAGUAUGAAUAAGUGAUUAUAUGGACCUUGUUUCUCUUUUGCUCCCAGAGUACCUUGUAUUGAUACCUUAGAAAGCUUGAAGAGGUUACAGGUAGCUAAGUGUUUUAACACUGAAGACGACAAAAGAAGACCUUAAUU
Daldinia caldariorum is the source of this 422-nucleotide messenger RNA. RefSeq lists its product as uncharacterized. NCBI's taxonomy places the organism in Eukaryota, Fungi, Ascomycota, Sordariomycetes, Xylariales, Hypoxylaceae. The annotation marks the transcript as partial. The transcript has a single exon. The record is from RefSeq and is a predicted model, not a curated record.